GACCUUAAUGCAACAUUGAAUAUCAUUUGGAAUGGAGGAUCAAAAGCCUCAGCCUGGCUCAGAGAUAAGCUUGACAGCAUGAAGUUUGCACUCCCUGCAAUCUACCAGCCAUCCAGCCUCAUUCCACUGCAUUUGUGGAGGGCUUCCCCAGCGAUGACAAAUGGAAACGAGCAAGCACACUGCAAUGCCUAUCAUGAAGGUGUUCAUCUAACACUGCUUGCCAGUCUCAUGAAAGGAAUGAGGUUUGAC
Suillus subaureus is the source of this 249-nucleotide messenger RNA. RefSeq lists its product as uncharacterized. The transcript is spliced from 2 exons. NCBI's taxonomy places the organism in Eukaryota, Fungi, Basidiomycota, Agaricomycetes, Boletales, Suillaceae. The annotation marks the transcript as partial. The record is from RefSeq and is a predicted model, not a curated record.